Molecule: messenger RNA, 1051 nt
Organism: Helianthus annuus (common sunflower)
Lineage: Eukaryota; Viridiplantae; Streptophyta; Magnoliopsida; Asterales; Asteraceae
Exons: 2
Coding region: 79-768 (229 amino acids)
Source: RefSeq, a predicted model, not a curated record
ACUUAACAGUUGAAACCACAUGUUCAUGUUCCCCUGUUCUCCAAUCUUCAAUCUUCACACAUUUUUCAGCACAGGCUCAUGGAUGAUCAUGAUCACCCCAACUGCAUUCUUGAUUGGCCAUAUUUGUCCAGAGAAAAGAGUAUAGAAGAACUGACAGAGUCACUUUGGUUAACUACAAUAGAGCUUGAAGCAACAAGGGUAAGAGUCCAAGAAGAGAUCAAAGCAAGAGAUGAUCAGUUAAACCAACUUAAACAUCUUCUCAACGAAGCGAUUAACGAAAGGAACGAAGCGCGAAACGAAUGCCAAAACCUCAUCCUUGACAAAUUGCUUCUCCAACAACAUAAUAAUAAUAAUAUUACCACAGCUCUGCCACAGUCUGGUCUCUCAAGCGUUGAAGAUGAACCCAUCGUAAAUUGCGGGUUUUCUUCAUCCGAUUGCGAAGAAAGCAUCGUCUCUUCGCCACCUGUUGAAACCGCAAUUCAAUUGGUUUUGCCCCCCAAAGGGUUGCCUGAACAGGGGAAGUUUUUAGAAGCUGUGAUGAAAGCAGGGCCGUUGUUACAGAACCUCCUCCUGGCUGGACCGCUGCCGCAUUGGCGCCACCCGCCUCCUCAGCUUGAUGCCUACCGGAUUCCAUCGCCCCCAUUGGCGAUCGCGACUCAACCGCUUUACUAUACCAACAAUGCUUUUGAGGUUAACAAGAAAAGGGGAUUUUCUGAGGACUCUCUUUCUUCCACAGAGACUAAGUACCAAAGAAUUUCCCUUAAUUGACUCCAAUUAUUGCAUUCUUCUUAACAAUAAUCAAAUUGUUAUAAUAGUUGAAUUUACGUAUUUUUUUUUACGGGUUGUGCUAAACAUACUCCUGUUCCUUUUAGUGAAUGUAAUCCCUUGUGAAAUCAGUCGUUAUACGGGCAGUAUACAAGGACAACUGUAUUAAAAGGCGACGCUCGUAUGCUACAACUUAUAGUCAUAUAGAAGUGCGGCGUUCGUAUGCUAUAUUUUAUAUGCGUAGUAUAGGCGUUUUAAGAAAAAAAUUUAAAUCAGUUAAAGCUAA